Molecule: messenger RNA, 4750 nt
Organism: Pogoniulus pusillus (Red-fronted tinkerbird)
Lineage: Eukaryota; Metazoa; Chordata; Aves; Piciformes; Lybiidae
Gene: FZD10
Product: frizzled class receptor 10
Exons: 1
Coding region: 1252-3006 (584 amino acids)
Biological process (GO): canonical Wnt signaling pathway; non-canonical Wnt signaling pathway
Cellular component (GO): plasma membrane
Molecular function (GO): Wnt receptor activity; Wnt-protein binding
Source: RefSeq, a predicted model, not a curated record
GCAGAGGAACCACCUUCAUCCCUCUGAUCAGGAGCCACGGAGUCUGAGGCACUCGCUCUCCCUGCUUCCUACCUGGCUGAGGGAGGGUAGGCUGACGCCUUCUAGAGAACAGAGCUUGUUAAACUUUCAAGGGAGGGCAACGGGAGGGAAAGGAGCAAGGAAGGAAAGACAAGGAGGAGAGAGAAACAAAUGGGGCUUUUUCUAAUCUGUGCUGAUCAAGGAAAACCUGUAGGGGUCCUUAAGGAGGUUUCAAGGCGUUCCGAGUGAUUGGAAAGUAAUCACCGUGUCAGCUUCACCUUUCUCAUGCAAAGUGGAUGUCGUAUGCGAGGCGGAUCCUGCACAGGUUUUGUUGUUUCGGUUUUUUUUAUUUUAUCCUUGGACUCAACCGCCCCCUAAAAACCCCAGCUGCUCCCUGCAGCCCCGGGAGUGUCUGCUGAGGCGGGGGCGGCGGAGCGGGCACAGCCCCCGUGCACACGAGCCAGCCCCGCUCCGCGGAGCGCACACAGACCAUCUACUGCAGACCCAGAGCACAGCCAGGCGAGAAGGGGAGUGGGGCAGAGAUUGUUUCCCACCCCCCUCUUCAGUAGCUUAGAUAUUUCCUCCUCCUCCUUUAUUCUGCACUCGGAUAAACCAAUCUCCACCUCUCGGCAAGAAAGUACGGAACUGCGACCCGUUUUAGGGAGAGGAGAAUCCCUGGCGAAAGCCGCUGCAGCAAAAAGCCGCCUGGGACAUGUGCAAGUUGAAGAGGUGAUCGCCCGGAUCUUCACAGCCCCUAAGUAUCCCGGCGCCGCUCUGCCUGUGCUCCGGGGAGGCAGCAGCGGGAAGGAGGAAGAGAAGGAGGAGGAACGGUGGUGGAAAGACGGAUCGCAGAAGUGGAAGCCCGGGGAAAAGAAAAGUUGCCGGGCUCCCCGCAGUAAGUUGUGCGCAUCUGCGGACAGGGGGUACUUUCUCUUUCGCCGGCCGUUUGCGGCGCUGCUCGCACACCCGCCCCCCAGCGCGCCCGGUGGGGCCAGUGCGGAGCGGCGCGGCCCGGGCUAUGCUGAGCCCUGCACCACCAGCCCCCGCCGCCCGGCUCUCUCCCCAGCAUCGGGGGCGAUGCUGGCCCUGGCAGGAGACGUGCGGCCGCUGAAGUGACUCCCGCCGCUCCCCUCCCCGCACGGCCCCGGCGGGAGGCGGGCAGGGAGGGAGGGAAGGGGGGAGCCGCGCUCCGGCCGCACGCCUGGGGCUGCCUGCGCCGCUACGGCCGCCGCGAUGGGGCCGACGGUGAGGAACUUGGUCAGCAGUCUGCUGGUGCUCUGCUGGCUGACCUGCUCCUGCAGCGGGAUAAGCUCCAUAGACGUUGACCGGCCCGGUGACGGGAGGUGCCAGCCGAUAGAAAUCCCCAUGUGCAAGGAUAUAGGGUACAACAUGACGAGGAUGCCGAACCUCAUGGGACAUGAGAACCAAAGGGAAGCUGCCAUUCAGCUGCAUGAGUUUGCCCCCUUGGUGGAGUAUGGGUGCCACAGCCAUCUGAAAUUUUUCCUUUGCUCCCUCUAUGCUCCGAUGUGCACAGAGCAGGUUUCUACGCCGAUCCCAGCCUGCAGGGUUAUGUGUGAGCAGGCCAGGCUGAAGUGCUCUCCUAUUAUGGAACAGUUCAAUUUUAAAUGGCCAGACUCCUUAGACUGCAGCAAACUGCCCAACAAGAACGACCCCAAUUACCUGUGCAUGGAAGCCCCCAACAAUGGAUCAGAUGAGCCGCCCAGAGGAUCCAGCAUGCUGCCACCCAUGUUUCGUCCACAGCGGCCCAGCGGUGGCCACGAUCUGCAGCAACAUAAGGACAGCCUCAGCAGAGCCUCCUGUGAAAAUCCUGGCAAGUUCCACCAUGUGGAAAAGAGUGCUUCCUGCGCACCGCUCUGCACUCCAGGGGUUGAUGUUUACUGGAGCAAGGAUGACAAACAGUUUGCUGUCAUUUGGAUUGCCAUCUGGUCCAUUCUGUGCUUCUUCUCCAGUGCGUUUACUGUACUCACAUUUCUGAUAGAUCCUCAGCGUUUCAAAUACCCCGAGAGGCCCAUUAUCUUCCUCUCAAUGUGCUACUGUGUCUACUCAGUGGGGUACAUUAUUCGCCUCUUUUCAGGUGCUGAAAGUAUUGCCUGUGAUAGGGACAGCGGCCAACUCUAUGUCAUCCAGGAAGGACUGGAGAGUACUGGCUGCACCAUUGUGUUCUUGGUCCUGUAUUACUUUGGUAUGGCAAGUUCCUUGUGGUGGGUGAUCUUGACUUUAACUUGGUUUCUAGCAGCUGGGAAAAAAUGGGGGCACGAAGCAAUUGAAGCAAACAGUAGCUACUUCCAUUUGGCAGCAUGGGCUAUUCCAGCUGUGAAGACCAUAAUGAUCCUAGUUAUGAGAAGGGUGGCUGGAGAUGAGCUGACAGGGUUGUGCUAUGUUGGAAGCAUGGAUGUGAAUGCCUUGACAGGGUUUGUACUCAUUCCUUUGGCUUGUUACCUAAUCAUUGGCACUUCUUUUAUUCUAUCUGGGUUUGUGGCCCUUUUCCAUAUCAGGAGGGUAAUGAAAACAGGUGGAGAAAAUACUGACAAGUUGGAGAAACUUAUGGUCAGGAUCGGUGUCUUCUCAGUCUUGUAUACAGUGCCUGCGACUUGUGUGAUAGCUUGCUACUUUUAUGAAAGACUUAAUAUGGAUUACUGGAAAAUAGUGGCUACUCAACAGAAAUGCAAGAUGAACAAUCAGACAAAAAAUUUAGACUGCAUGAUGAAUAACUCUAUUCCAGCAGUAGAAAUCUUUAUGGUCAAAAUUUUUAUGUUGUUAGUUGUGGGCAUUACUAGUGGGAUGUGGAUCUGGACUUCCAAGACUCUUCAGUCCUGGCAAAAUGUUUGUAGUCGAAGAUUAAAGAAGAGAAGUAGGAGAAAACCUGCAAGCGUUAUUACUAGUGGAAUCUACAAGAAACCUCAGCAUCCACAGAAAACUCACCUUGCAAAAUACGAAUCGACACUGCAGCCACCCACUUGUGUAUGACCAGGCUUUAGAAAAGACUUUGGCCCUACAAACUUAAAAAUGCCCACGGUAGCAGUCGUAAGUUAGAAAAUAAAUGGUGCUUUUUUUCUUUGUCAGAACAGCUUUUUAAUGUCACAAGGCAAAAAAGAAAAAUGCUGAAUUCGGGACCUGGUGAAAAGCUGAAGGUAAAUGUACUUAUGGAAAGGUUUUCAGUGAAAGAAAUGUUGUGAAUUAAAACGCUCCCUUCUGUUACUAAUUUGUAGGUAGGUUCUUCAUCCAGCUCUCAGCUUUAUUGAAAAAACAAACAAACAGACCCCCACACCUUAUUUAACUUUUUUUCCUGUAGCUGAGCUGGGUUUCCUACAGGUUUCUGAGUAACAAGGUAUAGUCAAGUUGUAUGGAGCAAUGAUUUGAUUGUGAAAGUGCCCAAGUGAGCAUUGUCUCUUCAGGAAAGUAAGGUCCCGAGGAGUCCUGUCCUCAGUUUCUGUGCUGUGACAGCCGCUGCAGACUGGCUUGAAAAUAAAAAGAGAGAAAUCCCUUACAACUCAUCUCAGUCUAGUGGGUUUGGAGUGCCUAAAAAUAGGUUCAAUCUAUAAUGCUCACCAAUAUUCUUUUCACUAAAAGAAACUUCCUGCACCAGACACAAACUUUGUGAAUAAGAAUAAUGUGCAAUACAUUUUUUUCCUUACCAUGACAUGAAAAGAGAAACAAGUAUUUUGCUGUACAUAAAGACAACAAAAGAAAUCUCUUAACAAAAGAACUAAGAGGUCUAGUCCUCAGAAACCCUUUAGUGUUACAUUUUGUGGCUUUUUAAUGGAAAUCAAGCCAAUGUUAUACACGUUUGGACUGAUUUGUGCAAAAAAAAAAAAAGGGGGGGUGGGGGGGAAUCAAUUCAAAGAGACCCCAAAGGGCUUAUUGACUCUUUCUAUUGUUAAACAAAUUCUCACUAUGAAUAGAUCAAGAAGCACUAGAUUCUGCAAAGGGAAGCUUUGUAUGGAGUGAUGCUCUUUACUGUGCUGGGGGUGCACAGUUUUCUGCUGUAUAUAUUUGUAAUAUACAAUUAUUUUUCAUGCUCCACUAUUUUAUUAAAAAUAAAAUAUGUUCUUUAGUUUGAUAAUUUUGUGUGUUCUAAACUUUCUCUGACGUGCUUCGUGGUUAAUAAACUUGUCUUUUUUUUUCCCUCGAUUAUUUGCUAAAAGCACCUUUUGAAUAUAACAGUUGUUCUAUUCCUCCAACUGUAAGCAGACAGAACAAUAAUUUACUCCAAAGAAAUUGCAAGUUGGAAUGAAAUAAACGCGGUGAAGUUUCCAUUUCCUGUGAUCCUCUGCAACUGAGAAAACUGAAUGGGAAGAAGCUUUAGUGAUGUAAAAAAGCUGCAGUGAUGUAGAGUAGUACCAUGUUUACAAAGCACCGAGAUUACAACAAUGAUCCGUGGUUAACACCCCUUUAAAAUUUGCAUAGGGUACGUUCAGCAUGUUAAAGAUCGCCGGCUGCUUCAGCACAGUUUGAAUACAAUUCAGUCUCUACUCUUCAGGGAUUUAUCCCUCCCCGCCACCUUCUAUUACUACUGAAAGUAUCACUGUUGUUUGGGAGAAAAAAGAUUUUGAGAGAAAAAGAUAGAGAGAGUAGAGGGGAAAUGUAAAUACAGAACUUGAACACUAGGAAAAUGAUCUGAUACAUUUUAAAUACAUCUUCAGAAAGUUUGUCGUGGAGCAUGGGUAUGUAUGAAUUUGAAGUUUUCCAGGCACUUAACUAACAGGCUGUA